Ananas comosus (pineapple) is the source of this 2673-nucleotide messenger RNA. RefSeq lists its product as uncharacterized. The record is from RefSeq and is a predicted model, not a curated record. Gene Ontology annotation, biological process: mRNA catabolic process. Lineage: Eukaryota; Viridiplantae; Streptophyta; Magnoliopsida; Poales; Bromeliaceae. The transcript is spliced from 8 exons. Bases 379 to 2346 code for a protein of 655 amino acids. Gene Ontology annotation, molecular function: mRNA binding; demethylase activity.
GCCACGAAUCUUCCCUCCAAUAUCUCUCUCUCUCUCUUCUCUCUCUCACUCAAAUGGGCAGAAGCAGGAGAAGCGUGCCUCGGAAGGCACUACUCUUCUCCUCCUCCUCCUCUCCGAAACCCUAGAUCUCCGAUCCCAACGAUCUCCUACCCUCAAUCCCUCUCCAUUAGGUGUGGUUCGAAUUCCUAAGAUCAAUCGGGAUCGGUAGAACGGAUCUGUAGUGAAUCGAUUCUUACUCGUGCGAUCGAUCUGUAGAUCCCAAAUUCCACUCGCAUUGCCCCUUGGAUCGCGGUUUUCCGAUCGGAUCGGUGGAUUCUCUGCCGGAUCUAGGAGGGGAUGAGCAGAGACUAGGGUUCCGGCGUGGCGGCGGCGGCGGCAAUGGCGGCGGCGGUCGGCGGCGGCGGCGGCGGGGAGGUGCAGAGGGGGUGGGUGUUCGAUGAGAGGGACGGGUUCAUCUCUUGGCUGAGGGCGGAGUUCGCGGCGGCGAACGCCAUGAUCGAUCUGCUGCUGCACCAUCUCCGCGGCGUUGGGGAGCCCGGGGAGUACGACUACGUCGCGGCGUGCGUCCACCAGAGGCGCUGCAGCUGGACGCCGGUGCUCCACAUGCAGCAGUACUUCCCCGUGGCGGACGUCGCGUUCGCGCUGCAGCAGGUCGGGUGGCGGCGGCAGCAGCAGCAGCCGCCGCCGUCCAUCGUGCCCCCGCCGCCUCCGCCCCCGCCGCUGCAGGCGCGGCAUUUCGAUGGGGCGAAGGAGAAGGAUGGGAGGAGGGCCGGGUUUGGGCACCGGUACGGUAACCGGUUCGACGGGGCCAGAGAGAAUCACGGAGCGGAGAAGGAGAAGGAGAAGAAGGGGGAGGAUCGGAACACGAAGGGCGAAGCCCAGAUCCCGGAUGGGACUGAUGGGAUUAAUAAUUUUUGCUCCAAGUCGAAUUGUUUGCAAACUGAAGGAGAAAAUCCUGUUGAAACUCAUACUAGUAGGUCAGAACUAGCUGUUACAGGCGACAGCCAGACAAUUACGGCAAGAAAGGCUAGCAGUGAUUCUGUUCCCCAAGAUAGUGGCUGCAUAAUGCCAGAUCAAGAUGGAAAUGGGAAGCUAACGCUAACUCCAAAAGAUUUUGUCACUAACGAGUUAAUUGAUGGAAAAAUGGUAAAUGUUGUUGAAGGGCUUAAGCUUUAUGAGGACUCGGUGGAUAUUACUGAGAUAAAGCAGCUACUCCUGUGGGCAAAUGAAAUGAGAGCUUCUGGGCGUCGUGGAGAACUUCACGGGAGCACACUUGUUAUAGCAAAAAGACCGAUGAAGGGGCACGGAAGGGAAAUGAUUCAGUUAGGCAUUCCUGUUACUGACGGACCCCGUGAAGAUGAAAUUACAGCUGAUAAUUCAACAGAGAAGAAGGUGGCGCCUAUUCCUAGCUUAGUGCAGGAUGUAUUUGAUCACUUGGCUCGCCAGCAAGUGUUGCAUUUUAAGCCUGAUUAUUGUAUCAUUGACUUCUUUAAUGAGGGGGAUCAUUCUCAGCCUCAUGUAUGGCCACCUUGGUAUGGUAGGCCGGUUUGUACCUUAUGUUUGACUGACUGUGACAUGUUCUUUGGCCGAGCAAUAGGAGGAGAUCACCGUGGGGACUAUAGAGGUUCUCACAAGAUGUCUCUUCAAAUGGGGGCUCUUCUUAUAUUGCAGGGUAAAAGCGCAGAUCUUGUCAAGCGCGCCAUCCCCUCCGUAUGCAAGCAGCGCGUAUUACUAACCUUUGGAAAGUCCCAACCAAAGAAACCCAUUCUGCAUCCUGAAGGCUCAUACUUCACUUCGACCACGGCACCUCCACCUUCACCUUGGGGUGGAAUAUCAUCACCGGUUAGGCCAUCCAACCUUCCCCGCCCUAAGCACUUUGGAGCCCUCCCAUCAACCGGUGUCCUUCCAGCUCCAUCUGUCCGGCCUCCACACGUGCUCCCUGCCAAUGGAAUCCAGCCACUCUUUGUUGGCCCGUCCCCUGCCCCUCCUGCGCCUGUGGCAUAUCCAGCACCGCCACCCUCGCCUGGGUGGGUUUCAGUGGCCCCUCCCUCGAGGCACUCGGCCCCCCGGCUCCCUAUUCCCGGCACCGGGGUCUUUCUGCCCCCUCCUGGGUCUAGUCCGCUGGCCCAAGCUCAGCUGACCCCAGUCUCUCCACUGUCUGUUGACCCCAACUCAUCUCUAGAGCCAACUACUGCUUCGCCCAUUGGUAACAGCUCUCCACAAACUUCUCCGGAAAAUGGUAUCGCUGAGACGGAAAAUGGCAAAACGGGUUGUAAUGGGAGCUUGAACUCCGCUGCUGCCAAGAAGUUAGGAAACAAACCGUCUGCUACUAGUCCAUCUAAAUAGGUCAAAUAUAUGCAUACAAAGCAAGCGAGAGAGGCAUUCUUUCAAUAUAUUGUUGCGAGAACAGAGAUACGUGGCAAAUGUAAAGCACAGCAGAGAUUUACGUUUAAUUUUGAGGUGCUUCCCGCGAGAUGUCAUUCAGAACUGGAACAGUCUUAAAUUUUGUAGCUCGCUCACUUUAGCCAUCCGAAUUUUCUUAUUAAUUAUAGUUCCACUUCUUUUCUUUUCUUUCUUUCUUUUUCUCUUCUUUUCUUUUGAUGUAUUGGAACAUGAGAUAUUUAUUUGAUGCCAUAUUGGGAACGUGCGAGCAUACUCGGGAUUUUAGUGGUA